Marmota monax (woodchuck) is the source of this 4596-nucleotide messenger RNA. It is a transcript of the gene Cerkl, whose product is annotated as ceramide kinase like. The transcript is spliced from 13 exons. Gene Ontology annotation, molecular function: kinase activity. Bases 635 to 2257 code for a protein of 540 amino acids. The record is from RefSeq and is a predicted model, not a curated record. Lineage: Eukaryota; Metazoa; Chordata; Mammalia; Rodentia; Sciuridae.
AACUGUCUACAGAUUAUCUCUCCUAGGCAUGCAAAAGGAGCCAUCACGUAGCACCUCUGCUCUUCAGGAAGCUCACUGGAAAGGAGGUGGACAGAACCUUCCACACUUGCAACUCAAAAUGUGCUCUAUGGCCAGCAGCCUUCAACUUCGUCUAGUAGCUUCUUAGAAAUUUAGUAUUUGCUGGGGUUGGGGUUGUGGCUCAGUGGUAGAGUGCUCGCCUAGAAAUUUAGUAUUUGGGGCCCCCUUCCAGACCUAUUCAGUAAGAAUCUGCAUUUUAAGAAGAUGCCCAUGCAAUAUGCAAUUCAAAGUUCGACGAGCAUUGGUUCAUAGGACUCCAGGUAAUGCAACGCGCCUAACUCUUUCGAACACCCGAGGCCCAAAUGGAGGCAGUCACUUAUUUCUCCUCCCGGAGUGGAUAGUCUUGUGGUGAGUGGUGGAGAAGCUUGGCAGGACAAGGUGCAGACUAGGUCCAGGGCGGUUCCUCCCGCGCCACGCCUCACUCCUGGGUCUCAGCGGGACGCGCUGUUGCUGUGGCAGCGCCCGGACACAGCAAGAGCAGUGGCUGCUGUGGCCUCCUCCUCUUACUCCAAAGGCCUCCCUGGACCCCAAACUCGGGCCCAGCCUCGGCUCCUCCAUGCCACGGAGGAGACGUCAGAGCCGGGUGAGCGCCCAGGAGGGCGGCCGGGAGGAAGAGGCGCCCCCGGAGGUGUCAACCUUGCCCUCAGCGCAGUCGCAGCCCCCACAGAAGUUCCAAGAGACCGCCGAUCCGGUUUUGCUCCGGGGCAUCUUCGAGAUCGGGAGGGGCAGCUGCGACGUGGUACUGAGCCAACGGGCCCUGAAGUGGUGGCCCAUUCAGCCCGAGCGCCCGGCGGGUAAUUAUAAAUUUGAUUUGCUAUGUAAAGAAGAAUCCCUUGAGCUCAAAAACAUAUUCUCCGUGAAGCUGAAGCGGCGUUGCUCUGCUAAGCAGCCAAGAAGUGGGACUUUACUAGGCAUCACACUUUUCUUCUGCCUGAAAAAGGAACAGAACAAAUUAAAAGAUUCCACCCUUGAUCUUAUUAAUUUAAGUGAAGACCACUGCGAUGUAUGGUUUAGACAGUUCAAGAAAAUUUUGGCAGGUUUUUCAAACAGGCCAAAGUCAUUAAAAAUACUCCUUAACCCCCAAAGUCACAAAAAAGAAGCUACCCAGGUCUAUUAUGAGAAGGUGGAACCUCUGCUAAAGCUUGCAGGGAUAAAGACUGAUGUCACAAUAACGGAAUAUAAAGGACAUGCUCUGUCCCUGCUUAAGGAAUGUGAACUCCAGGGAUUUGAUGGUGUUGUAUGUGUUGGUGGGGAUGGAUCUGCUAGUGAAGUAGUCCAUGCUUUGCUUCUCAGAGCCCAGAAGAGUGCUGGGAUAGAAACAGACCAAAUCCUAACUCCUGUCAGAGCACAGCUUCCACUCGGCUUAAUACCAGCAGGAUCUACUAACAUAUUGGCACAUUCUCUUCAUGGGGUCCCUCACGUAGUAACUGCAACUUUGCACAUUAUAAUGGGGCACAUACAGCCAGUUGAUGUCUGCUCCUUCAGUACCACUGGCAAGCUUCUUCGCUUUGGGUUUUCAGCCAUGUUUGGCUUUGGUGGUAGAACUUUGGCUCUUGCAGAAAAAUAUCGAUGGAUGUCUCCUAACCAACGGAGAGAUUUUGCUGUAAUAAAGGCACUAGCAAAACUUGAGCCAGAGGAUUGUGAAAUAUCAUUUUUACCACUUAAUGUCUCUCAGGAUGACCCAAAAAUGAGGGCACAGGGAUUACUCAACUCUGACUGUAAUGAUCAAUGGCAAAUGAUCCAGGGUCAGUUCUUGAAUGUCAGCAUUAUGGCAAUUCCCUGCCUGUGUUCAGUGGCACCCAGAGGCUUGGCACCUAAUACCAGAAUAAACAAUGGAAGUAUGGCUCUUAUAAUUGCACGAAACACUUCUCGACCACAAUUUAUAAGACACCUGAAAAGAUAUGCCAGUAUAAAAAAUCAGUUCAAUUUUCCAUUUGUUGAGACUUAUACUGUUGGAGAAGUAAAAGUUCAUCCAAGGAACACCACUAGCGGCUGUGGCCCAGAGGAGGAUAAACCGCAUGAAGCUACUUUAGAAAACAGUUUUCCUUGGAAUGUAGAUGGGGACUUAAUGGAAGUUGCAUCUGAGGUCCAUGUCAAAUUACAUCCAAGACUUAUCAGUCUUUAUGGAGGAAGCCUGGAAGAAGUGAAUGAUUUCCAAGUAACAUGUAAUUGUUUAUAAAAGAAAUGUGCAAAUUAGAAUUUUAAUAUGAAGAAAUUUGCUCAUUCUUUAAACAGAUAUCUUAAGAAAAUGUUUUAAAAGUAAAAUUGCUAUUUUUGAUACUAAAAAGCUUCUAGGAGGUUUUUGAAAAUCAAGAUGAAAAUAUGAAAUAUCAAAAACAAUUUAAAUUCUGGUUUGUAUAGGUGUUUAUUGGAACUGAAACAUUUCAUAUGUUUAACCUUUAUGAUAUCAAUAUUUAAUCAAGAUAAUUCAUUUGGACUCUUUUAUUUUACAAGAUUUGAAUCCAUCAUGUACUUCCCUGAUUUUAUGAAUUAGACAACAAAUUUAGAGAAGUUAAAUUCCAAAAUGACACAUUUAGUUGUGUAACCAGAAACAGAACCAUGUUUUUUGAAAAUCUUUCUAAUGCUUAGCCUGUCUGCCAAAAUAGAAUAAUCCCAUCUUUGAGAAAAUGUUGUUCAGUGGUGAGGUUUAUAAAUUCAUCAUAUAGGUAAACUUAAAGUUGAUAACAUUUUAUUUAGAAUUAUGUAAAAGCCUAAUUGGUAGCUGUGUUACUCUUGUACCUGAGAUGCAUAGGUCCAGAAAUCAUAGCUCUUGAUUUCCAACGUAAUUUCUUUAGAGACCAUUCUUGAGAAGACAGUUCUAAAUUGGUGCUUGACUUUUUUCAUGAGGGAGUGAUCCUAGAUAUAUUUCUAAAAGUUAUUUGGCUUUUUAAAAAUUAGUUUAAUUAAUUAUAUGUGAUAGCAGAAUGCAUUUCAUUUCAUUGUACACAAAUGGAGCACAACUUUUCAUUUCUCUGGUUGUACAUGAUGUAGAAUUGCACCAUAUGUGCAGUCAUACAUGUGCCUAGGAUAAUGUUCAUCUCAUUCCACCAUCAUUCCUGCCCCCAUGCCUCCUGCCCUCCCUCCCCUUUGCCCAAAGUUCCUCCAUUCUUCCACACCCCUUCUGCCCAUUAAGAAUCAGCAUCCACUUAUCAGAAAGAACAUUUGGCCUUUGGUGUUUUGGGAUUGGUUUACUUCACUGAGCUUGGUAUUCUCCAACUCCAUCCAUUUACCUUCAAAUGCCAUGAUUUUAUUCUCUUUUAAUGCUGAAUAAUAUUCCAUUAUGUAUAUGUACCACAGUUUCUUUAUACAUUCGUCUGUUGAAGGACGUCUAGGUUGGUUCGUAGUUGAGCUGCUACAAACAUUGAUGUGGCUGUGUCACUAUGGUAUGCUAAUUUUAAGUCCUUUGGGUAUAGACUGAGGAGUGGGAUAGCUGGGUAGAAUAUUACUUGGCUUUUUAUAAUGAUGAUAAAAGCAUAAAAAUGUCUUUUUGACAAAAAGCGCUCUUAAAAUAUAUACAUUUUAGUUUUGCUUGUACACAGUUAAGGAGGCUUUGUGUUCAACUUUGCUCAAAUAAAUGCCUUGGCAAAUCACAGUACAUUUCUCAUUCUCCAGCCACCAGUCUCAGGCUUGUGAAUAAGCAACUUCCAUGAAUCAGAAAAUCUGAGGAAUGGGACAGCUGGCAGCAGAGCCCUUAUGCAAAGCAGUAUUCCCCACAGUAAAGACUGGUUUCUUAUUUAUCUACUUGAUUGCUUCCUAGAACAGAUGUUCAAAAGUUGGCCACAGGUUUCUUAUACACAUAAAGAGAUCCAGAUGAAAUUAUAUUCCAAAGUCACCAGCAUCUAGAUCACAGGCAUCAAAAUAAAUAUUUAAAAUUCAGAAAGCUAUUUCAUUUUAAAAUAGAUCUGAAAAAACAUUAUUAAUGUUCACUGUAUGGAAAUAUUCAGUGAACUAUGAAUUUUGUUUUUCCAUUUCCCUGGAGAAGUGAAUGCUGUUAUAGACCUGAUAAGAACAUAUUCAAAAAGAGUAAUGAAAUAUUACAACCAGGCAAAUGUUUGCUUAAUUUGGGACAGUGACUAUUUAAUACAGUACCAAACAGAUGAAAUGUUAGCCCCCUAAUCAUUCCUGGAACAGCUUUUAUAAAUCACUAUGGAGGCACAGUUUUCAUAUUUCUUAUAUCAGUGUAUAGCAGCUAAAGUGCAACAUUUACAAUCUGUUUCAGAAUAUAAAUUAGAAUACUUGAAUAGUUUUAUAAACAAAAAAGUUUGAAGAUUUAAAAAAAAUUUACUCCUGGGUACUCUUGACAAGUGUAUUAUAGGAGGCUAGUGGAUUUAUACCUAUAGCAAAGUUUACAUUCUUUAAAAAAUGUAUAUAUACAGGGGGGAAAAAUCCGUAGCUGUAUAAUUCUCCACAAGUCAGUCCAUUAAGCUGAAACCAGUGUGUCAUUUCGGAGUAAAACAGUUGCCAUACAAAAUGUGUUACAAAUGCAGAUCUUUAAAAAUAAAACAUGCUUUGAAGUAA